AGCCCAGAGGUGAAGUGUGUACCAUGUCACUCGUCCUGUACUGAGUGUACAGGCCCAGGGCCCUACAACUGCACCAGCUGCCAUGCUCUAGAGCGCCUCACUGAGGAUGGGAGAUGUUUAUCCUGCUGUGGAGACAAACACAUGGACUCCUCCCCGGUGCCCUGGGAGUGCUGCCACUGCGGCGAUGCUCUGUCUCUAGACUGGUGCGUCCUCGGGAUCAACUUUGACUUCCACAGCAGAGAGCAGGUGCCUGCAGGUAACCCCGCCCUUGUUGCCAUCAUAGCGAUAUUCCUGCUGCUGGCCGUAGGAGUGGUGGUCCUCCUUUUCAUGCACUGGCGCCCCAAACUGCCCUCCUUUCCAUCUGUCAAAUCAAAGGGCUACACCAAAGUGGACAAAGAGCCCUCCUUCACCUCUGCCACCCUGCGGGACAGCAUUCAGGCAGAGUACUGCGAUAGAGACGAUGAUGAAGAGGAGGACAAGGACAGUGAAGAUGAGAUCGUGUACAUGGGGCAGGAUGGAGUGGUGUAUAAGAAAUUUAAGUACGGCCUUUUAGACCAGGAAGAGGACGACGUGGAGAUGGAGUAUGACGACUCCAUCUAUGCCUUCAGAUGAAGUGUGUAGGACUGAAGUAUGUGGGACUCUUUAGUAGCACUUUUCCACUUUCGUUGGCUGCCAGAAAAUUAUUUAUUAGAAAUGUGUUAAGAAAAAUGAAGAACAAAUGAGAUAAAUAUGAACAAGUAAUCAGCAAUGUCAAUAAAAAGUAUUUUCCAAUAUAUUGGAAAAAAGUUGUAUUGAUGCAUCAAACAAUAACAGCACUAAAAAUGACCUUUUUCAGGAUCAACUGAA
Molecule: messenger RNA, 846 nt
Organism: Colossoma macropomum (tambaqui)
Lineage: Eukaryota; Metazoa; Chordata; Actinopteri; Characiformes; Serrasalmidae
Product: proprotein convertase subtilisin/kexin type 5-like
Source: RefSeq, a predicted model, not a curated record